CCGUCAAGGUGAUUUUGAAAAUUGGAGCCCUGACGCCGGGCGCCGUGUCGCCGCGUACGAUGAUGCCGCUCGCGCCGACGCCAAUAGUCCCGGUGCCUUCGAAGCCCAAGAUCGGCUUCAGCAUCGACUCGAUCGUCGGCGGCGGUGGCGGUCGUCUCAGCAACCGGAGCAGUAGCAACGACGAGGACGGCUCGGCCACGCGGCUCGUCGACAUCGAGCGCGACGAACACUCGCCUCAGCCGACGGACCUCGUCGAGGGCUCCUCGUCCCCGCGACUCCGGCACGUCGGCACCCGCUCGCCCGGGGCCCACUCCGAGGAAUCCGACCGACCCCCCUCCAGGAGCUCCUCCGUCGAGUCGUACCCCAACUCCAGGCGGACGCCCUCGCACCACCACCACCUUCACCACCACCACCACCACCAGCCGCACCAUCACGUCACACCGCCCCAGGUAGCGAACCAUCUCGACUACAGCGCGAGGUCCCUCGCUACGAGCAACCACAGCGGGGGCUCGACGCCUAACGGCUCGCCGAGUCCUCCGGCGGCGCAUCGGCUCUCCGUAACUGUCGCGUCGAGGAGGAGCAGCGAGUCGCCCGUGCCCCCGGCGGUCUCGAGCUCCUCCGCCAGCCACCCCCAGCCGCCCCCGGGAGUCGUCCGACCGAGUCCCAAUUACCUGGGGCCGCCUCCCGGUGCCGCGGCUGCUGCGGCCGUCGCCGCCGAGCAACUGAAGACGCUGUACGGGCUGCCCGGGGCCACCAGUGGGCCCCAGUCGCAGAACGAGGCGGCUUACCAGCACUCCCAGCACCUGGCCCUCGCCGCGAAUUUGGCCGCCGCCCAGCACUUUCAGGCGGCGAAUCUCGCUGUGGCGCUUCAGGCCCACCACGGGCCACCGCACGGCCCGUAUCCGCACGCCGGUGUGCCCGCGGGACCGCAUCCGCCGCCCCAUCCUCACCAGCCGCCGAGGGACAGCUAUCCCCUGUACCCGUGGCUGUUGUCCAGGCACGGCCGCAUAUUCCCCCAAAGAUUUCCGGGAGGACCGGACAUCCCCGGUUUCCUCCUGCAGCCCUUCCGCAAGCCAAAGAGAAUAAGGACGGCCUUCAGUCCGUCCCAGCUGUUGAAGCUCGAGCACGCCUUCGAGAAGAACCACUACGUCAUCGGGGCGGAGAGGAAACAGCUGGCCCAGGCGCUCUCGCUCUCCGAAACUCAGGUGAAAGUGUGGUUCCAAAACCGGCGGACGAAGCACAAGCGCAUGCAGCAGGAGGAGGAGGCCAAGGCCCAGCAGCAAUCGGGCGGCUCCAACAACAACAACAACAACAGCAGCAGCGGCGGUGGCAGCGGAGGUGGCAACAAUUCGAACAAUGGCAGCGGUGGUGGUGGUGGUGGUGGUGGCGCGAACAACAACGUGAACAAAAACACUCACCACGUGAGCAAGUGGCAGCAGGAGACGGGAGACUACCAUCACGAGGACGAGGACGAGCACAUAGACAUGGAGGCCGACGAGUGCUCGAGUGGCUCGGAGGCGUAG
This is a messenger RNA of Copidosoma floridanum, 1523 nucleotides long. RefSeq lists its product as uncharacterized. Gene Ontology annotation, molecular function: DNA-binding transcription factor activity, RNA polymerase II-specific; RNA polymerase II cis-regulatory region sequence-specific DNA binding. Gene Ontology annotation, biological process: neuron differentiation; central nervous system development; regulation of transcription by RNA polymerase II. The record is from RefSeq and is a predicted model, not a curated record. Gene Ontology annotation, cellular component: nucleus. NCBI's taxonomy places the organism in Eukaryota, Metazoa, Arthropoda, Insecta, Hymenoptera, Encyrtidae.